AUGUUGGCCGAGACCGGGGGAGAACUUCUCGCUGCUCCCUUCGCUCUGCUCUUAGAGCGCUUCUCCGUUCGUGAGCUUGAAGAUGACCCCGAGAGCCUCGAAGAUGAGGAUAAGAGUUUCAAGCUGUCCCACACAGCCCCGGUGGAGUUGCCCUUGCAGACAGCAGCCGCGUUGGACACGAGUUUUCUCCGCCGUGAUGAGAUAGGUCUUGUGCGGAAAGUCUUCCGCGAGUGCGAGAGGCAGUGUGACUUCUCUUUGUCUCACGAAGACAUCGGGCGUGCGCUCGGGGUGUUCAUUCCGCCAGAUCUAUGGUGCGACCGACUGGUACGAGGUCUGGACGAGAUGGAGCGUUUGCGGGGUCUCGGGCAGAAGCCCAUCUUAUCGCUCUUCUUCAGAAAGCUGUGCCCGACUGUCAAGCCUCGCCACCUUCGGCUGUUCCAGAUUUGGAUGAAAGAGUUGGACCAUAUAGAGGAGCUCAAGGUGCACUUGGCGACUUCCCGCCGCAUGCAAGAGUACUUCGAAAGCUAUGUCGCCCGGCCAGUCCUUCCAGCGCGUGUUCGCCAAGAGUUGCUGGAAGAGUAUGAGGGCCUUGCGUACAACACGUUGCAGGCGAGCGUCACGCGAGAUGCCUUCCGCAAGCGAUUCUACGACGGAGGCUCCAGGGUGACCAAGGAGGAUUACGUCGCUGCCAUGUGCCCGACAGAGUUUCGCCACAAGGAAGGCAACCCGGCCGUCAAUCUGGUCGUAGGCCAGCUGCUCAGACUGCAGGUAGCGAAACUGGAGGAGGCCCUGGCGAGGAAGGAGGCUUUGUUCGCAAAGAACGGUGAAGCUGUCACCGCGAGGAGGAAGUUCAUCAAACCCUCUGUUCCAGACCAUCAAUGGGACUUGUGGAACGAGGCCUUCGAUUCGUUCAGCUCCGUUGAGAGCGACAGCAGAGAAGGACAUGUGUCCCUGUUGGCACUCGUGCGCCAGAACGACGUGUGCCCUGCAGUUUGUGACUUCAUGUGCCAGAUUGUCACAGGGAGCCGAGCUGAGGGCCCCGACCCGGGAUUCUCCAAAGAGUCCUUUUUGCAGAAGCUCCUAGAGUUGAGCCCUUGGCGAGUGAAGAAGGAGAUUUUAAGCCAGGGGAGACUCUCCGCAGUUUAA
Molecule: messenger RNA, 1146 nt
Organism: Symbiodinium sp. CCMP2592
Lineage: Eukaryota; Dinophyceae; Suessiales; Symbiodiniaceae
Source: the annotation of a GenBank genome assembly